Salvelinus namaycush (lake trout) is the source of this 1491-nucleotide messenger RNA. RefSeq names its product epidermal growth factor receptor pathway substrate 8a (gene eps8a). Gene Ontology annotation, cellular component: vesicle; plasma membrane; ruffle membrane. The transcript has 11 exons. Gene Ontology annotation, biological process: Rho protein signal transduction; regulation of Rho protein signal transduction; positive regulation of ruffle assembly. NCBI's taxonomy places the organism in Eukaryota, Metazoa, Chordata, Actinopteri, Salmoniformes, Salmonidae. The annotation marks the transcript as partial. Gene Ontology annotation, molecular function: actin binding. The record is from RefSeq and is a predicted model, not a curated record.
UACUGUCUUCUCUUGCAGCAAAUCCUGAACCACAUUCUGGACCACAUUGAGUUCUUCGUGACCAAACUGCAGAAAGCAGCUGAGGCCUUCAACGAGCUCUCCAAGAGGAAGAAAUCUAAAAAGAACAAGAAGAAGGGACCCGGAGAGGGAGUGCUAACACUGCGAGCCAAGCCUCCCACUCAGGAGGAUUUUGUUGACUGUUUCCAGAAGUUCAAACAUGCCUUCAACCUGCUGGGGAAGUUGAAGACCCUCAUCCAGAACCCCAGCGCUGACGACCUGGUCCACUUCCUGUUCACACCACUCAGAAUGGUGAUCCAGACCUCUGGAGGGACAGAGCUGGCUAAGAGCGUGGUGGUUCCUCUGUUGACCAGAGAGGCUAUAGACUUCCUGCACUCAGCUGGGACGGCCGAGGAAAGACACCUGUGGGUUGCCCUGGGGGAGGGGUGGACCAAGUGCAGGUUGGAGUGGCCUAAGGGCCACUACUUCCCUCCGUGUACGCUGCAGUUCCGUGACGGUUGGGAACCUCCCAUGAUGCCGUUCGUCCCCCAAUCACGAGAGGCAGAGCUGAAUCACCUGACCCAGACCCUCGCCCACUCGGAGAUCCUUAGACAGGAGGAGAUGGUACACAGGCUGUCUACUGAGCAUCCGGGUGUACAGGACUUCCCGUCUUCACAAGGGAACUACGAGGCCAACGGCAGCAGAGGUCAGCCAAAACUGUUUGCCAAAUCCAAGUAUGACUUUGUGGCCAGAAACAACACAGAGCUGUCAUUGGUGAAGGACGAGGUUGUGGAGGUGCUGGAUGACAGGAAGCAGUGGUGGAAGGUGUGUAACUGUUCCGGGGCGUCUGGCUAUGUGCCAAACAACAUCCUGGAUGUCACCAAGGCUGUGGACGUCACUGUGCGGGGGGAACCCAUCUAUAGCCAUACUAUACAGAAACAGCGGACGGACUACGUCCCCAAACCCAUGGCCACCCCCAUGCCCCCCAUCCCUACACCCCUCCCUCCUGCCCCUCCACGUCUCCCCACCCCUCCCCUGCCCCCCCCGGCCGAACCCCCUCGGCCCCCGCCCAGUACGGUGAGCAGACAGAGCAGCAACACCUCCAGCGACGCCGGAAGCAUCCCAGGCAGCGUCACCAUGAGAGACCACCCAAACCAGAGGCCCCUGCCAGUCAACCGGAGGAAGUCCAACAUGGAGGAGGUUCAGGAUGAGUUGAUGCAUCGCCUCACGUUGGGUCGAAGCGCCAACAAGAAGUUUGCUGUUCCUGCUCGCAGCACCUCCCUCCCGUCCGUCAACGUCACAUACGACUCCUCCCCUGACGAGGUCAAGGCCUGGCUACAGCUGAAGGGAUUCAGCUCUGUUACCAUUACCAGUCUGGGAGUAUUAACCGGAGCCCAGCUGUUCUCUCUGAAUAAGGAGGAGCUGAAGACGGUGUGUCCAGACGACGGGGCCAGGGUCUUCAGUCAGGUGACCGUCCAGAAGGCUGCUCUGGAG